This is a messenger RNA of Ceratotherium simum simum (southern white rhinoceros), 3666 nucleotides long. It is a transcript of the gene MAPKAPK5, whose product is annotated as MAPK activated protein kinase 5. Gene Ontology annotation, molecular function: protein kinase activity; ATP binding. Lineage: Eukaryota; Metazoa; Chordata; Mammalia; Perissodactyla; Rhinocerotidae. The record is from RefSeq and is a predicted model, not a curated record. Gene Ontology annotation, biological process: protein phosphorylation.
CCCGGCGCGGGUGUCCCGGCGAUGUGUGGCGCUGAAGCGGCAGCGGGUUCGGCCUCGGCUUCGCGGCGGUGCCGGCGGCGGAGGCGGAGGCGCAGGCUCCUCCUCAGGACCUGGCGAGCCAGGGCCUAAUAGGCGGCCCCGCGAGGCCCCUGCAGAGCGCCCCGGACCGGGGCCCUCCCCGCCUCGCCCUGCCCCGGGAGCCUGCCUCCCCGGCCGGGGAUGAGGCCGGGAGGCGGCGGCGCGGGGCCCAGCACAAAGGCUCUCCGGGGGCCGCCGCCGCCGCCAGCCUAAAGCCACCCGCCGAAGCCGAGCCGGCUCCGGGGCCCUCAUCCCCGCCGGUCCCCGGGGGCGGCCACUGCCCGUCUUCCCGAGGCCCAAGGGCCCGAGCGCCGAGCCCCUUGCUCCCUCGGCCGCGGUGGGACCGGGCAGCUGCGCAGCCUCCACCGCUCCCGGCCGUAGGGGCCUCUCGGAGCAUGUCGGAGGAGAGCGACAUGGAGAAAGCCAUCAAGGAAACCUCCAUUUUAGAGGAAUACAAUAUCAAUUGGACUCAGAAGCUGGGAGCUGGAAUUAGUGGUCCAGUUAGAGUCUGUGUGAAGAAAUCUACCCAAGAACGGUUUGCACUGAAAAUUCUUUUUGAUCGUCCAAAAGCUAGAAAUGAGGUACGUCUGCACAUGAUGUGUGCCACACACUCAAAUAUAGUUCAAAUUAUUGAAGUGUUUGCUAACAGUGUACAGUUUCCUCAUGAGUCCAGCCCCAGGGCUCGACUCUUAAUUGUAAUGGAGAUGAUGGAAGGGGGAGAGCUAUUUCACAGAAUCAGCCAGCACCGGCACUUUACAGAGAAGCAAGCCAGCCAAGUAACAAAGCAGAUAGCUUUGGCUCUACAGCACUGUCACUUGUUAAACAUCGCACAUAGAGACCUCAAGCCUGAAAAUCUGCUCUUCAAGGAUAACUCUUUGGAUGCCCCAGUGAAGUUGUGUGACUUUGGAUUUGCCAAAAUUGACCAAGGUGACUUGAUGACACCCCAGUUCACCCCUUACUAUGUAGCACCUCAGGUACUAGAGGCACAGAGGAGGCAUCAGAAGGAGAAAUCUGGCAUCAUACCUACCUCGCCAACACCCUACACCUAUAACAAGAGCUGUGACUUGUGGUCCCUAGGGGUGAUUAUCUACGUGAUGUUGUGUGGAUACCCUCCUUUUUACUCCAAACACCACAGUCGGACUAUCCCAAAGGAUAUGCGGAGAAAGAUCAUGACAGGCAGUUUUGAGUUCCCAGAGGAAGAGUGGAGCCAGAUCUCAGAGAUGGCCAAAGAUGUUGUGAGAAAGCUCUUGAAGGUCAAACCAGAGGAAAGACUCACCAUCGAGGGAGUGUUGGACCACCCCUGGCUCAACUCCACCGAGGCCCUGGAUAAUGUGCUACCCUCUGCUCAACUGAUGAUGGAUAAGGCGGUGGUUGCAGGAAUCCAGCAGGCUCACGCAGAACAGUUGGCCAACAUGCGAAUCCAGGAUCUGAAAGUCAGCCUCAAACCCCUGCACUCUGUGAACAACCCCAUUCUGAGGAAGAGGAAAUUACUUGGCACCAAGCCAAAGGACUGUGUUUAUAUCCAUGACCGUGAGAAUGGAGCCGAGGAUUCAAAUGUUGCCUUGGAAAAGCUCCGAGAUGUGAUUGCUCAGUGUAUUCUCCCCCAGGCUGGUAAAGGAGAGAAUGAAGAUGAAAAGCUGAAUGAAGUAAUGCAGGAGGCUUGGAAGUAUAACCGGGAAUGCAAACUCCUAAGAGAUACUCUGCAAAGCUUCAGCUGGAAUGGUCGUGGAUUCACAGAUAAAGUAGAUCGACUAAAACUGGCAGAAAUUGUGAAGCAAGUGAUAGAAGAGCAAACCAUGUCCCAUGAAUCUCAAUAAUGACAGCUUCGGAUGUUGUUUUUUAACAAUUUGAAAUAUUAUUCUUUAAUGUAUAAAGUAAUUUUUAUGUAAAUUAAUAAAUCAUAAUUUCAUUUCCACAUUGCUUAAAGAUACUGUAUAGAUUUAGAUACAGGAUUUACUAAUAGUAUAGUUCAUUUAUUUGUUUUUAAGAAAAGCUCAGUUCCUAGAGAUACACUAUGACUUUAGGACUAUUUAGUCAUAAGUUUGUAAGAUGACAGAUGGUAUUGUCAAGCAAGAUCUUUUUUUUUGUAGUAAUGUAUACAGAAACCAUUUGCCAGCAGUAGACAAAGGACCAACUAUACUGACCUUUCUGCUUAGUAAACAGUUGAAUCAAGUACUGUGGAAUCUGGUUUCAAUUGCCCUGUGUAUUUAUUUUCUUUACUAUCAGUAGAUUAGCUCUGGUGCCAAGAAAUUUUCGUGGAUCCAUGUUGCAGACUGCCUGCUGGAACUCACAGGAUGCCAACUCCCAUGAUGGAAGAGACAGGGAGCUGAGCCCUCAUUUCUCUUGUCCCUAAUUCCCUAGGGAAAAGUGAUAACAUUUCUUUUUUCGUCAUAUUUUUUACAGGGUAUUGGUGUGUUUCUUAACUCUAAUGGGAUUAUCUUUUGAGUUUAUUCUUUUCAUGUUUAACCAGAGCUUCAGAUUCCCCUCCCCUAAGGUCCUACUUUGUCUUCUCACCUUCCCCACAGCCCUCACCAGCUCCAUUGCUUCUUAUUUCCUUUCCCGUUCUUCUGGCCUCCUCCACGGGAUGAUUUUUCUGAGAAAGUUACAUAUCAUAAAAACUGGACCAUUGGAUUAGCAUCUAAAAUGGUCCAGUUUUUUUCUCUAAAAGCUGCUCUUUUUCUCUGUCAUGUUUCUGCCUGGGUUUCACGCUGGCAUUCCCUGGACUGCAUUUAUUUUGUUUAGUACCUUUUAUUUUCAGGAAGCAUGGUUCUGGCCCAGAGAUCAGCUGUUUCAAUGGAAAACAAAGCUGGAUGCUAUUCUAGUUUUCUGUUGUGCAUAUGGGCUUCCAUAACAAACCAUUUUUAUUUAUUUAUUUUUUGAGCAGUUUUUGGUGGGUACCUGUGUUGGCAAAUAGAGCUCUAAUAGGCAAACUCCAGUUCACAGAGCAGAGGAAGAAGGUCAGUAGGCUCAGUUAUUCAGUUUUAUUCCAUCACAUUCUCUUCAAUCAAAAUCAAUCCCACAGAGCUCACUUAUUUUCUAACUCCUCCACUUUGCUGAGUAUGUCUUCAGGGUGACAUUUGAUUAGUAUGCUCAUAUGUGUAUGACUGACUGUGGGAAUAUAUGAUAAAAACACAAAGUAUCUUCUAAGAAUUAGCUUAUUGCAUUGGUUCCCUUUCAUCUUGGAGAAUUUAUAAUUCAGGGUAUUUUUUGAGGUAAGGCUCACUAAUCCUAGCUGAUUGAUAACUGGUAAAAAUAGAUACCCUGUAAGCAGCGUUCAGUACUUUUAAAUGUAGCAAAAUCUAUGAGUUAGGCAGCAGAGAAAAAAUGUUUUCUUACUUACUGACCAAAAAACUUAGCUGAGAGUUGAAUUAAGGGUUGAAUUAAAUUAUUCUGUUUUUCAGGUCUUACAAAUCACUUCUUACAAUCAGGAAAAACUCUGCGCUUGUUUGUAGAACAACUGACACUCGUUUUUCUUAGGGCAGAGGUUUCAGUAUUUGCUGGGGAGAGGAAGGCAGUAAUUAACUUUGUUACUCUUCUUUUUCUUCAGAGGAACCUUCUAGCAUGCGCAGUCUACCAUUAACUUCUCAG